This is a messenger RNA of Scaptodrosophila lebanonensis, 7802 nucleotides long. RefSeq lists its product as uncharacterized. The record is from RefSeq and is a predicted model, not a curated record. The transcript has 4 exons. The coding region runs from base 195 to 7712 and encodes 2505 amino acids. Lineage: Eukaryota; Metazoa; Arthropoda; Insecta; Diptera; Drosophilidae.
ACAAUCGCUUGUCAAAUCCAAAAUUUUAAGUUUUCAUCACUAUUCCUGAGAUACGGUGUAUUGGCUGAGCUGCCAAUGAUAUCGGCUGCGUAUUCCUUUUAAAUUGCAGAUUUUUCAUUAAAACGACAACCUGACGGCGGCAUGCGUCACGCGGACGCAGCCGGCGGUCCAAGUAGUACUAAUUUUAAUUAAAAAUGUGUAAUUUUAAUUCAAUAUGCGGCACCGGACACUGCAGGUAUGGUUGCUACAGCGCCUACUGUGGUGGCCGCUGCUGUGGCUAUCGCCGCUUGGAAAAGCUUCAAUACACUGGGUCGCCCAGGUAUCCUUGCAGGCUCCAAGUGAGAAAGAAUGGAAUAAGGCAUCCCAAAUUAAAUAUGGAGAGACAACAAAGGGCCAGCAGCAGCAGCGAUAGUAGCAAUGCCAGCACAAUCAAAAGACGCUUGACUAUAGAGUCUGUACAGCCGAGUGCCUCGUCGACAAGGGACGCUAACGGCUCUUCGAUGUGCAAUGGGGAUAAUAUUUCUAUUAGCAGCAAAGUAAGAAAUUCGGCUGGCAACAAGUGCCCCGGCCUCUCAAUCAGCUCCCUGAAGACGAACGGGCAAGCAGUAGCUAAGGAAAACAAUUUGGUAAGGGUCAAGAGAGAUAACACCAAGGAUGUAAUUUCAACCAACUGCAGUAAGAUGCGAAAUAGUCUAAUGAUAAAAAAUACACCAAACGCCGGCUCAUUGGAGAAACGUUCUUGCUCCACAUGUACUCAGCUAAAUGCCGCACAAUCCAGCCCCAAAACGACGGCCACACCCAGACCCAGUUGUGCGAGUUCCCGAAUGCGAAGUUGCGUGUCGAUUCGAAGUGGAAUAGAAACUGACCCUAAAGAGCAGGGAGCUGCAGGAGGACAGCAACGAAGGAGCAUUUUAGACGGUGCUAGAGCGACGACAUCUGCAAAGGGAAAGGGCAGCCUAGACAGUUCCAAAACGGCGAACACGCCCAAGUCGCGUUGCACGCAUCCGCUGCAUAGCAGGGAGUCAAUGGCAGCAGCGGCAAGGUCCAGUAGGUUGCGCGCAUCCUCUCUACAACAGCAGCAGAAACUGCAGACAGAGCAGGGAAGGAGACAACAGAGCCAGCAAGGACAGCAGCAGCAGCAACAACGGCAACAGCUCCAAAGGACACAGCCUAAGCGGCUUAGUGUUUCGCGUAAUGGCGCCCAUUCUAGUUGUACGUGCUUCUCAAAUAAGACAAUGUAUCCGCGAGCUCAAAACUCCGAUACGAACCUAAUGCCAGCACGAACUUCUUACGACUUAAGGCAGAAAAUGCAACCAAACGCUAGUCAGACAACAAUUAAGGGACUUGAGUGUCGAUGUUUUCAGGAAACGGAAUCAAAAGACCAGCGCAAUUCCACACCCUGUUAUACCUGCUCCUCCACAAAGACGCUCUUUCGAGCUGAAAUGCCGCAGAGAAAAUGUCUCAGAUCUGACUCGCAACAGCCUACACGGGAUCCCUGCUGCAAUCUCACAUCUAGAAACUCAACUCAACUCAAAUCGUUUCCCAAAAAAGUCUUCUACUACAAUCGCUCCGAUGACGAACUAACGCGUUGUGCUAGAGAAAGGCAGCCCGAAAGGGAUCAGUGCAGUCCAUCUACAUACAACUCUCAGUGUACUCCCUGUAGCCUGAGCCCCAAGCGAUGGUGCGCAUGUGGCAACAGGCAGAAUCAGGAGUCAGUUACUGCUGAGCCAUGUAGCAUUUGUUGCUGUUGCAAUAGGCCCGUGCGCGAAAUCGCAAAGGUGGAGCCGAAGACUUUUAAAAGGGGCUGCAGCUUGUCUUCCGAUCCAAAACCCUUCAACAAUGGCUGCAAGCCAGAAGUUUGUAUUAGAAAAAAAACGAGAAAGGCUGUCGUGCGCAGAGCUCCAUGCAAAGCACCACCUGACCCACAAGAGGGAAACUCUGGAAUCUGGUUCGAGUGUAAUGUGCCGCUGCGCGUGAAUAUGCCAACGUCCAUUUGCAUGGACACAGCGCCCAGCUGCAGCACCAACGUGGCAGCCAGACAGUGUCCAGCGGCAGUUCCGCCGGUAGCAGCCCCCACACCCCGUUUUUGCAUCUCUCUUCAGCCCGGUUUUGGCAACUGUUGCUGCCAAAAUGAGCCACCAGCUCCGGUGUCUGCAUCCAAGCCAAAGCGGAAGCGAGCGCUUGGCCAGAGGAGAGCACAGAAAUCCGCACCGGCCGCGGAUAUGUGUAAUACCGCCGAUAUCGGCAAUGGGUGCAACUGCAAUUCAAUGGAUGGCCUGCCAGUGCGUAAGGUUUUUGAGCGCAAAGUCUAUUGUCUGGACAAUAGCAUCGUCAGCGAGAAAGUUGCCUUCGACUGCAAAGGACAGUUCGGUCUGAAUGAGACCUCGGGCAGUGUGCCUUACCCCAACGGCAAGACACCGUGCAGUUGUGUGGAGCUGCACAAGCGUCCUUCCUUGCCAGCUGGCAGUAAACGAUUGCAAUCAAGUUCCUGGCGAACGUUGGGCAGCAAGUGUUGUCCACCUAAGCGACCGCAGCUGUGUCGAAAAUUCUCUGAGAAAUCUACGAACGUACGGACAAGCUGUAACAAAUUCGCCGGUUCUUCCGGCCAAACCCCACGGGGAAUUGGCCCAACGGCAAAUUCGAGUAAUAUGCAACCCCGUCUCACAUCCAAGCCAAAGAUUACACCCAGCGUCUGUGCAAGUCCAGAAAAUAUGAGUAGCUUCAACUGUUUUCAUAGUCAAGCGCCGGCUUUCAAUCGAUGUGCCACACAAGUAAACAGGCCGUGCAUGAGUAGAAUGCAGCAGUGGCGACCGUCAUGUUGCAAGUGUUGCAGACUCAGAAAUUGUAGAUGCAACCGUACCUGUUGUCCAAGAAUGCGGGGUGCUGUGCAUACAGCGGCUUUUAAAGCAAUGCACGUGGUGCAUGGAGCGGCCAUGAUGAGACCCAUGGUGCCUGCUAUGAGCAACUUGCGGCGCAUGUGUGUGGCAGGAAAAUCCGCUAACACUGCAACGGAGUCCAAAGAAGGUGGCAGCAGUGCAGCGGCUGCAAAAAGCCUUGUUUCGUUGAGAGCAGGAAAAAAGGGAAGUGCCAUAUCCAAGAGAUCACUGCAGUGUACGUCUAUGUCGAAGGUCGGGCGGAGCAUUAACACUAUGAAACAGUCCUUGGCACAGCUGGCGAUUUUGAAUAAGGAGCAAGCCGAUAUGAGUAAUUCAAUUAAGCCAAAGCCUAGCACAUCCAAUAGCAAGGCAAUGAAAGCCAAAGGCAAACCAUCUUCAACCGACAUAAAGCAAAAUGCCUCCAAGUCCAACAUUCGGGUUCUAAAAAAAGCUUCUUCAAAGCAGAGUCAAAACACACAGCCACCGAUGAGCACUGUGUCUAGCUAUGUGGCCGAUUCGACUGCGAAAAACAGCAAUAGAAUGCAGAAGGCGCCAGAAGAGUGGUCCCGGGGCUCCAGCACAGUGCAGCAAAGGGAGAAAGAGGGGACCAAAAGCUCAGAAGGUGUCUGCGGCUGCAACUUCACUAUGGCAGGGACUAACAUAGACCCAACUCAGAUGGGAACUAAAAGCAACAUGGACCCGCGAAAUAUGCAGUCAAUGCCCCCGAAUAAACGUGAGUCACAGCAGCAACAAGCGCAACCUGAUACAGGGUCGAUGAACUCAAACGCGCCACAGCUGACAGCUAGAAAAAGUAGGCAGCCACCAAAUGCUAUAGCCCGAGAUCGGGAUAGCAGCACCAAGCCGCAACCGUCCUUGAAUACCGAGAGCUGUCUGCCGAAUUGCAGUUGUAUGACGAACCCAACUAAAACAUGGCCAACUGAAAGCAGAAUGGCACCACAGAAUCCAUUUGGAAAGCCACCCACUUUUUCUGGGAUCAAUUUAAAUGGUAUUCAAAUAUCAGAUCGCAACACCACAGCAUCACAGGGUGGUUUUGAUAGGCCAUCAAACGGAAACUGGCGAAAUGCUGAGCAAACACACCCAUCGGCAAACACUUGCGAUUUCAGAUGUGAAGGAAUGAAUUCGUACCAGACUCAGAUACCAUUUGGAUACAAUAAUGCGUCCCAGAACCGAUUUGAAAGGGAGCCACCGAACAUGUGGUCUGGUAGAGGCAGGUCACAAAACGAAGACGGCCAAGGCAACAAUAACUUUGGAGGACAAGCAGCGAACACGUGGCCAUCAAGAGACUGGCAAGGGACUGUCGAGCAAAGACAGUCGUCGCCUGAAUAUAAAGAUUGCACAAGCGAGGGCAGCUAUUCAAUAAGCGCUGCUAAAAGGAAUGUUAACCCGAAUCAGAUGCAAACAGGAAAUAUGGCUCCACAGGGUCGGGCUAGGAGCGAGUCUCCAAAUACGCGGUCAGCUAGAGAAUGGCAGCCGCCAGCUGGGAAUGAAGACGAAUGCGAAUGUGAUUGCACUUGCAAGCCUGGCCAGAUGCCAACCUCAAACAACAUGGCACCACGGAAUGACUUUGAAAGAGACGCUCCAAAUGAGUGGCCAGCUAUAGGUUGGCAGAACGGGAAUGAAGUACAGCCAUCAGAAUACCGGGGAGAUUGGGAAACCGACGGCAGCUGCCUUACAGACGAUGGUAGAAUGUAUUUGAACCCAAAUCGGGCGACAAGGGGAAACAAUAUAGCUCCACAGGAGCGGUUUGAUAGACAGUUGCCAAACGUAGACUCAAAUAGAGACUGGCAAAGGGACCAAAAACCCAAUACCUCAGGAAUGGGCUAUAGUACUGGACAAAAUAUGGCACCGCACCGCGGUCAGAAUUGGGGAAACGAUAACCCAUAUUCAGGAGCAGAUUAUAGGGAACCAGUACGCAAUCAGCGACAAGCUAAUGCAAAAGCAAAUCAGGCGAAACAAACGCCAAUGCAACAGGCAGCUUGCAGCAGCAAUUGCAAGUGCAGUGCCGAGGAAGAAGAACCACAGUUACAGGAGAAGAUUGCUGGACUAUUUCAGUCUGCAUUUAAGGGAGCAAAACGAUUAUCAGAACAGGUUUCGAAAGGCUUGGCCCUACCAGAGAAGAAUCAAAACAGAUGGCAGAGAUCACCUUCGCAAUUUAGGACUUGUCCCACCGACUGCAACUGCUAUCCAGGGGAUAACUAUGGCGAAUAUUCUGCACACAGUAUGAACAACGGUGCUGGACGUGGGCCCGAAGAUAUGGAUCAGUCACAGCUUUCGUAUCCGCUAGAAGAGACAUGUAAUGAUUGUCAAUGCGACUCGAACUGGAACUUAGAUGAAUCUCAGUGGCAACAAGACCUCCAAUUUCGACCGCAGCCCACAGAACAGUUUAGGCAUGGAAAUUUCGCAGCACCAUCGUUAGAAGAAGAACCACUUCCAAAACAAGACUCAUACGAUAUGCCACAUGUGCCACGCAAUACUAGGGUGACGCAAGAAAGCGAUUCGUCUAUGUUCAUGGAUGACGAUAUGCAGCAGAGGGAUGGCCGAGUACAAGAGAGUGUGCCGCAGCGGGCACAGACCGACAGUCAAUUGGCGACCAACUCUCAAAAUGAAAUAUUGUCCGAAACAAACUUAGGCCCCUCAUCUUCAGCGAUGCAUAAAAAUUCAACAGACCCGUCCCCUGAUAAUAGAGUAAGAAGACCUCAGCUACAGAUGAGUCGGGUUGGUCCAAAUGCUGCGAUGCCUAAAUUGGCGCCACAACACGAACCGCACCGAGUAAGCUGGACUCCCAAACUGCCAACGAACCGCGGUAGCCAAACGGAAGAAACUUUAAGUAUUGCUACUCACCCGGAGGGACCCAAAGCCACAACACAAAGAUCAACUUCGCAGGGUGAUAAAAGGAAUGAGGGAGCGCUAAAGCAACAACCCACUGCGUCCACUGGAAGAUCGGGAACCGGCAACAGACAGGGCGCUGCCCAACGCUCAACAUCAAAAGGUGAUACGAGAGCACAGAAACGCCCCAGUGGCCGAAACGUGGCGUCUUCCGAUGCCAAAACACGGGCUGGCAAAAAAACCGGUAAAAAAGUCAGCACGUUCCUCAUACCAGAGCUAAACUCGGACAUGAAUUGCAACCGACGGUGUCCAGCGCUGAUGUCACAGCCCAAGUUCAUACCACUAAGUGAACGGACUCUGGGCUCCAAGGCGGCAGAUAGGCCACGUCUGAGAUAUAAGCACGCCGAUGAUGAUGUGGAAGUAUACGUUAUUAAGGAAAGCAAAUGUGACUGCAGUGAAAGGAACAGUUUCGAUCAACGAAUCGAUAGAGAGCUGGAACGUAGCGAUAUGGCGGAUUUCGGACGAUGCAUGGGUCAACGUUUCAGACGAGACACAUGUGUAGUCAAUGAAUUUAUACAAGAUCCAUGCACCACCCAUGAGCUGCAAAAGGGGGGCAGCGAUCUACAGAAUCGCACCUCACCAGAAACGUCAACUGACUCCUGCGAUUGCAGCUCACCCGAACAGAGUGUGGCCGAACGGGACAACGACAGUAUACAACUUGUUAGUUUGAACGCGAAUGAGUCGAAAAGCUUUUGUAGUUGCUUCCUUACGGAUUUGGAGGGCUAUUGCACGGAACCAAGCAACGACAACAACUGCGGCUUGGACAAACAACCUGUGGUGCUGGUACCGUUUCGGGUCAACUGUGAUCUGAAAGAGAUAAAUGGAAUAUGCAAUAGUCGAAAGGUAGCCAUAUGUGAUCCAGCAUGCUCCACAAAGACACGGGCGCAGGAGAAGGCGAGAGGGGGCAAUGCAUCCAAAUCUCAGCCCCAACGACCAUCUUCGGCUCGACCAAAGUACCCCACUACUGUGGAACAAACGGAUACGCUGAUGUUGCUGCAACCGCGUAAUAUGAAGAGUGAGGUGAGUGUCAAGGCACCCGACUAUGCUCUCGGCCAGAAUGAUGCACUGCAGCCAGGCAUAGAGAAGACGUUGUUAAUUGAAACGACCACCACAUGCGAUAUGAAUAAUUAUCUGCAAGCGUGCGCGGGAACCAAUUUCUCUCAAAUGCCGUAUGCGAAUAUGGAAAAUAUUCCAAAUAUGGAACAACAACAGCUUCUGCAACAGUACCAGCCAACAGACGAACAGCAAAAGCAAUCCUAUUCCGAAAUGGACCAACAACAGUUGCAGGAACAGAUGCUGAACAGCUGCUCUGAAUGCAACUACUGGCUGGAUCCCAGAGCACCCUUGCCAGGAUCACAGUCCAUGGCACUGCCGUAUCCACAAUCGCAGGUAUAUUCUCAGCAACAGAGUGCCAUUUGCUGCGCCACUGGCGGUAAUUUCAAUCCCCAUAUAUCUAUGGCACAAUCGAAUUUGCAAAAUACUCGUAUACCCAUCGACUUCUAUCAACGCACCGUGACUAAGUAUGGAAUCGAGCCCAUGGACUCGUACUUCCACCAAGGAUGCCAGUUUAAUCCGCGGCAGUUCAAUACGAAUAACAAUGUGUACAGUCCAUAUGAUAUGCAAUCAUCUGGUACUACUUCUAUCUGCGGCAUCUCUGGUAUGCCGUGUCCAUAUAUGCAGCAACAGCAGCAGCCGCAUCAGCAGCAACAACAGCAGCAGCGUGGGCAAGAGAACCAGCAUCAGCAGCAGCAGCAGCAGCAACAGGUGCAGCAGCAACAGACCUCCGAUGAUGUUCCAAGUUGCUCCUCCCAUAGCAUGUGUGGUAUACGUGGCCAGACAUGUCCAUGCAUGCAGCAACAACCAAACGACCAACAUAUGUGUGGUAUGAAUCCGACUUGCGACGGUUUUAAUUCAUACAAGAGAUCAUAGGUUUAUAGUACAUACUAGUCUUAAAAUACGAUCUUUGAGAUUAUACCUGAGGAGCGAAAUGUAUCAAUAAAGAUUUUUUAAACAUUUUAA